Messenger RNA from Tribolium madens (black flour beetle), 3902 nucleotides. Its product is annotated as IQ and ubiquitin-like domain-containing protein. Gene Ontology annotation, biological process: cilium assembly. The transcript has a single exon. The record is from RefSeq and is a predicted model, not a curated record. Bases 1806 to 3872 code for a protein of 688 amino acids. Gene Ontology annotation, cellular component: motile cilium; acrosomal vesicle. Lineage: Eukaryota; Metazoa; Arthropoda; Insecta; Coleoptera; Tenebrionidae. Gene Ontology annotation, molecular function: protein binding.
GAACGAUUCUAUAGUAUUCCAUAAAGAUACCAUUUUGUUCAAAUGACCUUUCAACAGUACUGUAUUUGGUGUUGAAUGAUGUCAAUCUGGCAACAACUGAAAGUUACUAUAGUUGUGCUACACUUGUAAACAAUGAUUCUUGAUCACGCUGUAUAUAAAAAAAAAAUCGAAAAUAGGUAUUUAUGUAUCAAGGGAAUAAACAACUAUUUUAAUCCCCCGAAUGAAAAUGCCCUCGGCUACCUUUGGUCGCCUUUGGCAUUACAUUCUAUAUUUAACAAUGUUUAUUUUAAAAAUGCAUACGAAAUUGUUCUCCCAACAAACUAAAUUAAUAAUAACAUAAGAAAAUAUUGAUUUGAAUGAAACAAUUCAUUCCAUUCCGCUGCAAUUUUAAAAGUAAAAAUUUGUAUCAAAGAGUUUGUUUAUGUUAAAAAACACUCAAAAGAUUCAAUUCAUUCAAUUUCAGUUUAUUAUUUUAUAAGAGUAAAAAAUUCGUAUUUCAUUUAUUUUAUUCUUGAGGGAAUUCCCGAGCAGAUUAUUCGUCAAAAACGAGGGAAUAAAGCGUCACUUUAUUCCCUCUUGGGAAGAAAUAUAAAUUAUUUCACUUUGCUUAUUUAAAAAAGUAAAAGAAUUUUAUUUAUUUGUACUUAUAAUAAUAAAAACAUCGACUUUUGGAGGUAAAAUUUGGCAAUGUGAGUGAGUUUCUGCUUCAAAAAAGUAUUAAACCGCUCGGAAAUGGCUGAAAUGUGUAAUGUCGUAGACCUAAAACGACACUUUCUUAACUUGUUUCAGGAAAUUUUGAAAAUAUCAUUGAUGUAUAAUUGAAUUUCAUGAUUGUCAGACGUAAAAAUGUGCUAAAUCGCUCAUCAAUGGCUGAAAUAACGUUAUUAUGACUUAAAACCAGGAUUUUCCUAUGUUUGCAUUAAAAUCUGUGUAUUUGAGUUGAUUUUUGCUCGAAAGGUGAUAAAUCGGUCGGAAAUAUUGUAUUUUACACCUGAAACGACGAUUUUUUUCAUAAAUUUUUCGAGAAAUUCGUCGAUUUAAAUGAAUUCUAGGCUCUAAAAUGUGCUAAAUUGUUCGGAAUUGGCUAAAAUAGCGGUAUUAGACAAUCUACGAUUUCUGUACAUCAAAAUCUCGGGAUUUGAAAUGAUUUUUGCUCAAAAAUGUGGUAAAUAGGUCGAUAAUUCUGUAUUUUACACCUAAAACUACGAUUUCUUGAUAAAUUUAGGAAAAAUUCGUCGAUUUAAGUGAAUUCUAGGUAUAAAAAAUUCUAUUCUAAAUUCUAGGUAUAAAAUGUACUAAAUUGUUACAAUAGAUAAUCAAAAAUUUUCGUACUUGUUUCACCAAAAUUUCUCGGUUCCGACGACUUUUGCACUUAUCUAUUUGAGAAAAAAAACCUUGAUAUUUAAUAGGUUUUCUGGCUCAUAAUAUGAUAAAUUGAUCGUAAACAAUGUUGUGAUGAGCUAAAAACGACUCAUUUCAUUAAAAUAUAUAGAUUUGAGUCAAUUUAUUGCUCAAAAAGAUGCCACACUGGCCAAAAAGACGAUUUUUUGACUUGUUUAGUCAAAAUCGAAAAUUGAUGAGUUUCUGGUUCAGAAAUAAACUAAAUCGAUCUGAAAUUCAACAUUUUAGCCAAAUAUUUAAUUAACAGAGUAAAAAAUAAUAUUUUCACUGAGAAAAGCCCGUUUCUAGCACGCACUUGUCACCCAAUUUCUUGAAUCGAUUCGGUGCCAAGCCGUGAUUUAUCCACCGAUCAAUAUUUCCAUCACUCGGCUACAGUAAUGUCAGUCUUAAAAACGGUUUGAAAGAUGGCAGGUGUCUUUUUCGGUUCGGCAACUUCAAGUAGUGCUUCAGAUGGUGGUACUACUGACAUUUCUGAAUCUUUUUCGGACAAUGGAGCAAAUCAGAGAAACAUCACUCUUAAAUUUGUUUACGACGAAAACAAAGUUUUCACGCAAUCCUACCACGAGGACACAGCAAUCGGCGACUUGAAAACUCUCCUAACCGAAGUUUUCAACACUCCAGCCAACAACCUAAAACUCCUCCUCGACGAAAAAGAACUAAACGAUGAGAAAAUUUUAAAUGAGUUGGGGGCUGAACCCUUCGGAGUUCUCGAAUUGAAACUAGUUUCCGACGAUAAACUAACCAUCGAUGAAGCUUUCCGAGACUACACAAUCCCCGAUGUGAUAACAGUCCGCGUCCAGACAUCCGAAGAAGGCAUCAAAGACGUCGUUGUCGAAGUGGAAAAUCGGGCUAUAAUCAAACCGUUUUUGGGCGGCUAUUUCGACAAGCAUUCUGGUCUCGAGUACCACCAUGGGUACACCCAGACCGGCCCACCCAAGCCCAAAAUCCCGCCCGAAAUGAAAAAUCACAGAGACACCCAGACCUAUUUUAUGCGGAACCGGAAACUCGACAUGCCCUACGGACACGCCACGCAAAUGGCGGCGGAAAAACUAUGGAUUCCGUCGGUGGGCGACCGGAUUCUGACUCCGGGCCCGUACGAAACGGCAGAGGAGAGGGAAAAGAGGUUGGAUGUUGAGGGAAAAGUCCGGGUGAUUCAGAGGUAUUUCCGGUCGUGGUUGACUAGGAAAAGAUUGAAGGAGUACAGUGAGGAGUAUCAUAAGAGAAUUAGGUUGAUGUUGGAACGGGAGGAGUUGGAGCGGAAGGAGAAUUUGGAGAGGAAGAAACGCGACUUGAUCAGUCGGGUGUUUCCCCGAACCGCUGCUGAUUUCUCCAUGUUAUACGCGAUGACAGAACGGUGGAAGAAAGCCGAGAUUAAAAGAAUCGUUGAAAUGCAUUGUGGGCCGGCUAGGAUCGCCGAAUUCUAUCUCUUAUUGGAGAAGGAAAUUGAAAUUUUGCGUUGUAUCGAUGAGUUGAGACUCAAGUUGAAAAACGACCGGAAAAUUCAGAAGGAAAUUGAUUUUUUUAAGACAAUAGGUGACCCCUGGACUUUCAAAUCGAGUUACAAGAACAUUCCAGUGGUCGUUGACACUCUUGAAACGCAAAAAGGCCGCACUUUUCGUGAGUUAUACGAAGCAAUUUGUGACCCAAGUCUCGACGGGUCAAACCGGAUGUUGGUUUUUCUGGAACUAAGACGAGGCUUAGAGAGUCACAAUUGCGUCAUUUCUAAUGAAAUGAUCGAAUUAAUCGAUCGUGCGUGCGAAUUGUUAGCUCGGGGUUUCGAGAGACGGCAUAUCGAGACUUUGCAAAAAAGAAUUGAAGCUUUGUUGUUACAUCAUUUCCAACAAAGUGAGUGUAACGAAGGUGUUACAAAUCGUUAUAAUCGUCUCGCCGAGAAAUCAAUGAAAGAAAAUUUGUUUUAUUGUCACAGUUGUAAGAAGCUCAAACCUAUUGAAUGUUACAAUGUUGGCGUGAAGACAAACGCGGCGAAAAUUUGUGCCACUUGUCGGUUCAUCGAUCGCUCGAAGGAGCCCUGGAUUGAUAUUUCCCCUUACCGAUUUAUUUUGAGACAAAUUCGCAAAACCGAGCGACUUUUACACGCACUAUCAUCGAUUGCGUUCAUCAUCCAGGAUAAAGAUAUUUACUACCUUGUGACGCAUAUCUGGCACGGCCAUUCGGCCUUAUCAGAGUGUGAUAACAUCUACCAGUUGAGGCUGUGUCGAUGGGACAAAACUAAAGACUGGUCGCCCUGGAAUUGCAUCCUCUUGACAGCAGAAGAAGCAAAAGCGCAUUUGAAAAUCGACAAACUCGGGGAUGUUUACGACGAACAUUUCCUAAGCAAUGUUUUCAAUAAACACGCAUUGACUAAGAAGUACUUUGCCCAAAAUUUCGAUAUUGACAAGUGCGUGCGUGAAACAUACAAAGAUGAUGAUUACGUCAAUCAGUAUUUAGAAGAGAAAAAACUCUGUCCUUGAUUAAAGCCCUAACAUAAGUCUCGUGUUUUA